Molecule: messenger RNA, 1497 nt
Organism: Amphimedon queenslandica
Lineage: Eukaryota; Metazoa; Porifera; Demospongiae; Haplosclerida; Niphatidae
Exons: 6
Coding region: 1-1497 (498 amino acids)
Source: RefSeq, a predicted model, not a curated record
AUGAUGCUCUGGUUACUUUUCUUAUCAUUUGUACUUCAUGUAUCAUGUCAAGAGUUUGAUUCAAGUACUGGUCAGAUACAAUAUUUUAUUCUGAAUGCCAGUAUUGAUAUACAAGGGCCGGUUAUGCUGCCAUUGGAUCAUUCUUCUUCCUUUUCAUUAACCUGUACAUUGACAUUAGCUCCUGAAGUGAAUGUUACUGUGGUGAAAAUGUUCUGGGCAAGUCCUGAUCUCAUUCUAUUCAAUUCUACAACUGAUGGAGGCAUAGUUUUAGAUGCUUUAGAGCCUACAAUGAUAUCAGUUAAUGAUAGUGUUGUAUAUACACUUACUCUUAACUUCAGUUCAUUACAAGCAUCUCAAGUUGGAGAAUAUGUUUGUGAAGCUUUAUUGAAUGAUAGUAUUGUUGAUACUGUUUUUACUCAAACAUCAAAUUAUUCUGUGUCUAUACAAGUACCUACCCCUCUGGUCACAUCUAGUCUUAAUUCAACAAGACAUAUUUUUGAGAGCAGUGACAUUCAGUUAUUAUGUAUUGUCACUAUUACUCCACUGAAUGUUGAUCAUAUUGUGAACAUUAACUGGUUUGGGCCUAAUGGACUCAUUACAAUGAAUGAUACUCGGCAUGAUAUUAGUACUGAGAUGAUCAACUCAAAUAAUUAUGAAAGUAGUUUAACAUUUAAAACAUUUCUAUCAGAUAAUGGAACUGAUUACUAUUGUACUGCUAGUGUUGGACCUGCUAGUAAUGUGAAUGAGUUUGAACUGAUUAUACCAUCAGAUGCUGCUACAUCGACUAGUACUACUGUUAUUGUGGAAAAUGUACCACUACCAUUGGUAAACAUAACAGAUGUCGGUGUCCCAGUAACAGGAGAUUCAUUCCAAUUAGUGUGUACUGGAACUGCACCAGCUAAUGUAUCAAGUAUUGCUACUGUUAGUGUUCAAUGGGUUCUUAAUGGUACUGUGUUUACUAAUGAUACACUGGAAGGAGUCACUGUUACCAAUAGUGGGUCUAUGGCAACAUUAUCAUUCAGUUCUCUUAAUGCUUCUACUCAUGAAAAAAAUAAUUAUACUUGUGUAGCAACUCUUAGCAUUUCUGAUGCACCAGCAACUAAAACAGAAAGGAUUAUGCACAACUUACAGAUAUUAACUAAUCCUAUCGUGUCUAUAUUCUCAAGUCAACCUGUUUUUGCUGGUCAAUUGUAUGUAUUAAAUUGCACUGUCACAUUUGUAGCUGGAGAUUUCGACCUAAAUAUAAUGUGGCUUAAUGGCAAUGGAAAUAAGCUCAAAGAACAAAAUGGAAUAAGUUUUAAUUUAGUUAAUGUUUCUGAUACUGUGAAAAGAUAUGAUUAUAUAUUUAAUUCACUUAGCUAUUCAGAUAUUGGAGUAUACACAUGUUAUGCUAUUCUUAAUGUUGAUAUAGAAAACAAUGAGCCAUUAGAUGGAAAUGGAUCUGCAACUGUCAGUGUAAUAAGUAAUUCCUUUACCACAAGUCUCUGUUUCUCCUGA